Molecule: messenger RNA, 1417 nt
Organism: Aspergillus japonicus CBS 114.51
Lineage: Eukaryota; Fungi; Ascomycota; Eurotiomycetes; Eurotiales; Aspergillaceae
Product: O-methyltransferase
Exons: 6
Coding region: 1-1194 (397 amino acids)
Molecular function (GO): O-methyltransferase activity
Source: RefSeq, a predicted model, not a curated record
AUGGCGCCUCUCGAUCCCAGCAUCGAUCGCAUCCAGCAGUGUCUGGACGAGGUGGUUCAGUCUGUCGGCCAGUUCCGAAACCCUUCAAUCUCGCUUAGCAACCAGGAUGCACGGUACGAAUUGCUGGUCAAGGCGAUGCGUCUGGUGCAGACCAUCCGCGGACCUGCCGAUCUGAUGACCAAUUUGGGCGCUAUCCGCACGCUCCGCGCAGCCGGAGUAUUCGAUGCCAUCCCGGUCGGCGGCCAGAGCAUGUCGGCCACCAACAUUGCGGCUCGAACCGGGGUGAGUAAGGAGAUCAUCGUGCGCAUGAUGCGGGCGGUCACGCCUUUCGGACCGUUUCGCGAGACCGGCGAGGAGGAGUAUGCGCACACCCCCAACUCGGAGAUCUAUCUCGCUCCCCAGAUGCGUGCCGUUCUGAGUUUCAUCAACGGGUCGAUGAAUACUGCCCCGGCGAUGCUGCGCACCCACGAAUUCCUCCGCCAACACCAGUGGCAGGACCGCAUCAGCCUGCGCAGCAACCCAUACACCCUCGUACAUCGCUGUGAGGGCCAGACGAUGUUCGAGCACAUCUCCCAAAGUCCCGAGCGACUGGCCCGACUCAACAACGCGAUGGUCGCCGAGGACUCCCUUCUCGCCGAGAUCGGGCUUGCCCCGUUCGCGGAGCGACUGAGUCCGCUGGCGCAGGCGGAUCAGGCGACCAUAGUCGACGUCGGCGGUGGACGAGGCCACAUCCUGCGCCAGAUCCAGGAGAACAGCCCCAGCCUAGCGGGGCGCUUCAUCCUCCAAGACCGCGCCAGUGUCAUUACCGACAAUGGGCCGGCGCUGACCCGCCAUGGCAUCGAGCCGAUGGCCCAUGACUUCGUCACCCCGCAGCCUGUGAAAGGCGCAUUGGUGUACUAUAUCCGCCGCGUCCUGCACGACUGGCCCGACGCAGAGGGCCGCGAGAUCCUCACGCACCUGGCCGCAGCGAUGGACCGGGGGAAAUCCCGCAUCCUCAUCACGGAGACGAUCCUGCCCGAGGUCGGCGCCACCAUGGCCCACGCCUACAUGGAUCACCCGAUGAUGACGUUUGGAGGGACCGAGCGGACAGUCAAGGACUUCGCGCGCCUGUUCGAGGCGGCGGGGCUGCGGCUGGCCCAGGUCUGGCAGUGCCCCGGGGUGCCGAUGGUGGUCGUGGAGGCCCGCUUGCAGUGAGUCCGAAUAUCGGGGGUUGAUCUUGAUGACUCGGUCAUGGUUUUACUGGCCACUUGCCAGUCCUUGCCAAGCGCUGCCACAUGGCGCUAAUUCUAGACUGUUCCGUCUGCUGCAAAAGUCUUAACCGGAACAGUGGUUGAGAAUUCUCGGAGUUGGUGACUAUCGGAAGAUGGGGAUGUCAUCGGAAGGAGUGGUUGUGUGAGUCUAGAUGGACGACACUUGG